AUGGCCAACAAGACCGUACUCAUCACAGGGAGCAACCGCGGACUCGGACUCGCUUUCGCGAAACACUACACGAUCGCCGGCUGGAACGUCAUCGCAACGACACGAAAGGGCAGCAACUCCGAGCACCUGAGAGCAUUAUCGCCAUUUAAGACGUCACUCCUUGACGUUCAAGACGAAUCCACAGUACUCCAGGCCGCCGAGCAACUCAAGGACACCCCCAUCGACUUGCUCAUCAACAACGCAGGCACCUUCACAGGAGGAAACACCAUGGCUUCAACUGUAAAGAGCGACAUGGUGAAGGAGUUCGAGGUGCACGCGGUUGGGCCUCUUUUGGUCACGCGCGCGUUGCUGCCGAACCUGAAGCUUGCGGCAAAGGCUGGCAACAAACCCGCCUUUGUCGUGCAAAUGUCCACGAUUUACGCCAAUAUUGAAAGUGGUGGCGGCCCGUAUCCCUACUGCACAUCGAAGACUGCACUGCACAUGGUCAACCAUGUUAUGGCUGACGAGCUCAAGCGUGACAACAUCAGCGCGAUUCUGCUCGACCCGGGCAUGGUGUACACC
This is a messenger RNA of Phytophthora sojae, 561 nucleotides long. RefSeq lists its product as hypothetical. The transcript has 2 exons. The record is from RefSeq and is a predicted model, not a curated record. NCBI's taxonomy places the organism in Eukaryota, Oomycota, Peronosporomycetes, Peronosporales, Peronosporaceae. The annotation marks the transcript as partial.